Molecule: messenger RNA, 2025 nt
Organism: Cladophialophora bantiana CBS 173.52
Lineage: Eukaryota; Fungi; Ascomycota; Eurotiomycetes; Chaetothyriales; Herpotrichiellaceae
Exons: 5
Coding region: 1-2025 (674 amino acids)
Molecular function (GO): heme binding; iron ion binding; hydrolase activity
Source: RefSeq, a predicted model, not a curated record
AUGCCAUAUUGGCUGGUCAACGCGUGCGUCGACCGCGGGUGGAUAUUCGCAACCCCCGAUUAUCGACUGAUGCCGGAAUCGUCUGACGACGAGGUGGUACAGGAUGCAGUGGACGCAUAUCAAUGGGUCCUGAACUCCUUGUCCAUGCAUCUUGAUAUUCAGGUCGGACCCGUCAUACUCGCCGGGUCCAGUGCUGGUGGCUAUCUCGCAAUGACGACUGCGAGUCUCGCUGGGCAAAGACCGACCGCUCUGUUGUCAAUCUACGGCAUGCUAGACCCCCUCAAUGCGAUAUACACGACAAAGCGGGCCAAUAUCUUUGGCCAGCCACACAUCGAUAUUGCGCCUGUGAUUGAACAAUUGACAGUGCUACGGCCGAGCAGACCCCAGGUCCUCGUUGGCUAUCCCUGGCCUGCCGACCCCAGUCGAGACCCUUGGUUUGCCAUAAUCGCUACGUUGCAUAUCGAAGCACUUUUUCCAGGCUCUAUUGCUGGAGUACCGGGCUUGAGUGAAGCCGUCGCGGAACAGGGUGUGAACGCAGUUCCACCUGCUCAGAGGCACCUCUUUCCCCUGUCGUUUGGAGAGUCCUCAAAAUUUCCGUUAACCGUCCUUUUCCAUGGCAAGAACGACUCUGCCGUUUCCUGGCACUUGAGCCAAGUUGCAUGGGAAAAGUUGUGUGAACAUGGUGUUGACGUCUACAUCGAGUUCCCACCGGAUGCAGAGCAUGGCUUUGACGCACGCACAGGUCGCGUCGAUAUAGAAAGGGACAAUGCUGACAUUUUGACGGCUCCUAGUUUCGACAGUCUGCGAAAUGUGCUUAAGUCCUUGGACCAGCUUAGCAAGUUCUACAAUGCAUUCAUGGCGGUGAACAAAGGGAAGCCGGUCGAGACCUUCUUCACCACCCAAAACAUGUUGUAUCACUCUGCCAUCAAGCGUCCAGUAAGCUCGGCGUAUUCCAUGACGACAAUCACCGAUAACGAGUGGCAUAUCGAUAAGAUGAUGGAAAAACUGCUGCGGUACCUGGAGGCCGAGUUUUAUUCUUUCGGCGUGAUUUCGAAAAUGACCUGCUCCAACUCAUUUGGCUUCCUCGAACAAAGGGCUGACAUCGGUAGCAUGAUCCGGUCGCUAGAAGCGGACAUGGACCAUUAUGCUCCCGUAGGAAAAAUGGCGUGGAUCGACAAUCCUUUCAGGGGAAAUCCCAUCAACCUGUACGUUGCCCGAAAAAGCAGCACCUUUGCGAAACUUGCCGUCGACAAGACCCGAGAGCGACGGGCAAAACCCACGCUUUCGGCACAAGAAGAGCGAGACUUUCUGAGCAGGCUCCUCAAAGCCAGUAAGACACAUCACCAAACGGGACAUGACAAGGAAAUCGCUUCAUACAUGGUCACGAACAUCGUUGCGAGGAGCGACACGACUGCCAUCUCUAUAAGAGCGGUUCUCUACUACCUGCUGAAGACUCCCGCGGCAUGUAAGAAGCUGCGAGAGGAAAUCGACACCGCCGAUCUCCCCGAUGGCCUGUUGAGCUAUACAAGCGUGGAGAGGCUGCCCUAUCUGGGCGCGUGCAUCAAAGAAGCACUGCGCGUCCAUCCUGCAGUGGGACUACCCCUAGAACGUGUCACGCCGAUUACGUUCCAGUUACCCAACGGUCAGAGCCUCCCUGCCGGUACAGUCGUCGGGAUGUGUGCAUGGCCUGUCCACCGUGACCUCGCAACUUUCGGGAACCGGGUUGAAAAGCACGUGCCGGAACGGUGGUUGAAGGGGUCUGACGAGGACGAAGAGACAUUCAAUCACCGCGUCAAUCGUAUGAAGCGAGCGGACCUCACUUUCGGACAUGGAACAAGGACAUGUCUUGGGAGAACCAUCGGAUUGAUUGAGACUUACGAAACCAUCCCGACGUUGCUGAGAGAAUUGAAUAUCGAACUCGUCGAACCCCGUGCAGAAUGGACUCUCAAGAAUGCGUGGUUCGUGCGACAGGCCGAUUUCAAAGGGGACUGCCUCCGGACAGCAACUUCGACCUCAUUUUCCUGA